Molecule: messenger RNA, 366 nt
Organism: Kuraishia capsulata CBS 1993
Lineage: Eukaryota; Fungi; Ascomycota; Pichiomycetes; Pichiales; Pichiaceae
Exons: 1
Coding region: 1-366 (121 amino acids)
Biological process (GO): mitochondrial respiratory chain complex IV assembly
Cellular component (GO): mitochondrial inner membrane
Source: RefSeq, a predicted model, not a curated record
AUGUCGUUCCAAAGUAAAAAGUUUCGGUCCAAGGCCCAACAAGCAGCAUUCGAGAAAACUUUUGUGGGCAGAUAUCAGAGGUUGGUGAAGAAGAACUCGUUCUUGUUCCUGGGCAUACCCAUGAUUGGGUCUGUGGCGCUGGGGUCCGUGCUGCUUUCCAACUUCACUGCGAUUCGCUACGAGCAAAGAGAUGCGAAGGUAAAGGAGCUGGAUGAAGAAGAGAGCUUAGCGAUAGCAAACCAGAAGAGGCGGAAGGUCGACCUCAAGGAGGAGUACUACAAGCUGCAGGGUUUGGCUGAAGAAAACGAGAACUGGGAGCCCGUGAGAGUUGAGCGUCUGAAAGGAGAGAGCGAGAAUGUCUGGUGA